This is a messenger RNA of Leopardus geoffroyi (Geoffroy's cat), 2018 nucleotides long. It is a transcript of the gene PAQR4, whose product is annotated as progestin and adipoQ receptor family member 4. The record is from RefSeq and is a predicted model, not a curated record. Bases 361 to 1182 code for a protein of 273 amino acids. NCBI's taxonomy places the organism in Eukaryota, Metazoa, Chordata, Mammalia, Carnivora, Felidae. Gene Ontology annotation, molecular function: signaling receptor activity. The transcript is spliced from 3 exons. Gene Ontology annotation, cellular component: membrane.
CUGCUGGGGCGGAGCCUGGCGUCCCCACCAGCGUCCGGCCGCGCCCGUCCUCCCGGCUGCGAAGGGACGACUGACCGCUGCCGCCUCCGCGAGCUGUCCCUGCGGCGCGCCUUCCCCAGCGGGACCGGUCUCACUGCGCCCGGGCGCCCCGCGCGUCCCCAGCCUCCGCCCCAGCGUGGGGGCGCCGGGCCCGCGCGUGCGCAGCGCGGGAGGGGCGCGGGCCGGGACCCCCGCCCGGCGCGUGCGCGGACGCAGCGCUGGGCGGCGGGCGGGCACCGGGAUGAGUCUCGGCGCGCUGUGGCAGCACUGAGGAAGCCGGGGGCCGAGAGGAGCGCGGGGCCGCCCGUGCCGGGCCGGGCCAUGGCGUUCCUGGCCGGGCCGCGCCUGCUGGACUGGGCCAGCUCGCCACCGCACCUGCAGUUCAACAAGUUCGUGCUGACGGGCUACCGGCCGGCCAGCAGCGGCUCGGGCUGUCUACGCAGCCUCUUCUACUUGCACAACGAGCUGGGCAACAUCUACACGCACGGGCUGGCCCUCCUAGGCUUCCUGGUACUGCUGCCGAUGACCAUGCCUUGGGGGCAGCUGGGCAAGGAUGGCUGGCUGUGGGGCACACACUGUGUGGCCUGCCUGGCCCCGCCCACAGGCUCUGUGCUCUAUCAUCUCUUCAUGUGCCACCAAGGGGGCAGCCCUGUGUAUACUCGGCUCCUUGCCCUGGAUAUGUGUGGGGUCUGCCUUGUCAACACCCUCGGGGCUCUGCCCAUCAUCCACUGCACCUUGGCCUGUAGGCCCUGGCUGCGCCCAGCCGCCCUGGUGGGCUACACCGUGCUGUCGGGCGUGGCUGGCUGGCGGGCCCUCACCGCUCCCUCCACCGGCGCCCGGCUCCGCGCCUUCGGUUGGCAGGCUGCCGCCCGCCUCCUGGUGUUCGGGGCCCGAGGAGUGGGGCUGGGCUCUGGGGCUCCGGGCUCCCUGCCCUGCUACCUGCGUAUGGACGCACUGGCACUGCUCGGGGGGCUGGUGAACGUGGCCCGCCUGCCGGAGCGCUGGGGACCCGGCCGCUUUGAUUACUGGGGCAACUCGCACCAGAUCAUGCACCUGCUCAGCGUGGGCUCCAUCCUCCAGCUGCACGCGGGCGUCGUGCCCGACCUGCUCUGGGCCGCCCGCCACGCCUGCCCCCCGGACUGAGCCACCUGGCGCCCGCUACGCCGGCCUCUCUACAGUCUUCUAGGACCAAGAGUAUGCUUCGCUCCUUCUGCUGGUGUGCAAGGGGCUGACUCCCCGGAUGCUUCCAGCAAACGGGACUUGCCAGCUGGGAGCCUCAUCUGUUUGUCCGUUCUUCCCUGUGGACAAGGACCAGCCUCUUCUACCCACACCUCGGAGCUCAGCUUCCCCUCCUUGCCUUCUUUCGGGGUACUGUGGAGGCUAGAAGGAAACCUUUCCUUCCUGGACCUCAGUUGAUCUUCUGUGACCUAUGAGGGUAUGGCCAGAGGGACUCUGGGGUCACGUCUUAGCUGUGACGGAAUUCUACCGGCCCAGAGCUGUCAUUCCACCCUGCCCCACACAUAAGGUACCUCAUGGGUGCCUUGCCCGGCCCUCAGCCCUAUUUCCUGACCUGUGUCUGCUCUGCGUGUCAGCCCUCCCGGCAGCCUGAGGCUCACCUUCGCCUUCUCCUUUCUGUCCAGAGACUGUGGAGUGAGGGGUUUGGACCACAAGAGCAGCCUCUUAUCCCAGGACCAAGGGGUAGGAGGGGGGCUGCAGCUGCUGCAUCCGAGCACAGAGACAUGACGACCUGAGCGGGCUGAGGGCCCGCCCUCCACCCUGACUGCCAUACUCUGAUGGCUCGAUCAACACGCCGGGGACGUGCCUGCUCAGGCAGUCUCUGCCCCACACGGCGCAUGCUCCUAGCUCCAGUGUGCUGGCCUGGGGCCCUGCAUCAGGGCUCAGCCACGGCCCAUCCCAGGGCCGCAGACCCUGGGCAGCAUCAAUAAAUGGGGCAGGAAGAGCCGUUGCCACACAAGCAA